Molecule: messenger RNA, 4623 nt
Organism: Gymnodraco acuticeps
Lineage: Eukaryota; Metazoa; Chordata; Actinopteri; Perciformes; Bathydraconidae
Gene: tmod1
Product: tropomodulin 1
Exons: 14
Coding region: 582-1802 (406 amino acids)
Biological process (GO): pointed-end actin filament capping; muscle contraction; myofibril assembly
Cellular component (GO): striated muscle thin filament; myofibril
Molecular function (GO): tropomyosin binding
Source: RefSeq, a predicted model, not a curated record
CGAGGAAAUGAAAAUAGUCGACCUGAGAAGCAGCCAUAGAUGGGUGACUUGGUCCAUGUGGCUUUCUGUCGUCCAUCUUGGUUUAGAGACAUGUAUCAUGCACUUACACUGACUUGGCACUGAGUGGCAGUGUAUGAGAUGAUGCAAUAGGGUCCUAUGUAGUGGCUGAUGGUGCAACUAUGCAAACAAAAACAAUGCAUAAGAAAACACCUUUUGAAUAGCUGUCCACUGUAGUGACCUCUAUGCAUGAAAGGGUUUUAAAUUACAUCAUGUACCCUCGUAAUUUAUGGAAGAUUUUAGAUUGAUGUUAUUAAAUACAGUCAUUGAAUAUCAAUACCACUCUUAUAUCACUAUGUUAAAUACUGUAUGAAGCAGCCAGUUAGCUUAGCAACAAUUAUGGAAACAGAGGGAAACAGCAAGCUGGCUCUGACCAAAAGGUCACUCUCAGGAGCGUGACAGGCACUUGGCUGCCUUUGCUGUUAUUUUACCCCUGAGCCAGGGGUCAUUGCGUGUAGGGUCUUGCAGGCUCCUGAUCUACAUUUGGCCUUUACCUGUUUGGAGGGGUGAUUGAGGUGUCCAUCAUGUCGGUUAUGAAGAAGGAGAUGGAUAAGUACAGGGACAUAGACGAGGACGAGCUGCUGAAGAAACUGUCAGAGGAAGAGCUGCAGCGAUUAGAGGAUGAAUUAGAGGAGCUGGAUCCUGAUAAUGCGUUGUUGCCUGCUGGGAUGCGGCAGAAGGACCAGACCAAGAAAAAUCCGACUGGGACAUUUCAGAGAGAUAACCUGCUGGCCCAUCUGGAGAAACAGGCCAAAGAGCAUCCUGAGCAAGAAGACCUGGUGCCUUUCACAGGGGAGAAGAGAGGGAAAGCCUUUGUGCCGAAGAAGAUGGUGGACCCCAUCAUGGAGAAUGUGACUCUGGAGCCGGAGCUGGAAGAAGCCCUGGCGAGUGCUUCUGAUGCUGAACUCUGUGAUAUCGCAGUCUCUACUUCCUGCAUGACAGAAUUGUAUCAUCAAAAAUGCUGCAGGAAUAUUUUGGGAGCACAACGAGUCCCUGGACUUGCUGAAGCCAUCCUGGGUAUGCACACCCUGAUGAGUAACCAGCAGUACUAUGAAGCCCUGGCCAGCAGCAACAUAGUCAACAAGCAAGGCCUCAACAGUGUGAUCCAGUGCGCACAGUAUAAAGCAGUCCCAGAUGAAGAGCCCAACUCCACUGACGUAGAAGAGACCCUGUUGAGGAUGAAGAGGAACGACCCCGACCUGGUGGAGGUGAACCUCAACAACAUCAAGAAUAUCCCCAUCAAGACUCUGAAGGCGUACGCUGAUGCUCUGAUAGAGAACUCUGUGGUGGAGAGGUUUAGUAUUGUGGGAACCAGGAGCAACGACCCUGUAGCAUUUGCCCUGGCAGAGAUGUUGAAGGUGAACACGACGCUGAAGAGCCUGAAUGUGGAGUCUAACUUCAUCACAGGGACCGGCAUAGUGUCCCUCAUAGAAUCACUGCAGAACAACACCACACUACAGGAGCUCAAGAUAGACAACCAGAGCCAGCCGCUAGGCAACAAGGUGGAGAUGGAGAUAGCCCGCAUGCUGGAGAAAAACACCACGCUGUUGAAGUUUGGAUAUCAUUUCACCCAGCAGGGUCCGCGCCUCCGAGGCUCCAACGCCAUGAUGAACAACAACGACCUGGCUCGGGUUGUCAGGUCGGAGGCUGACGGCUCCUUCACCCUCACCUUGUCCGUUCCUGAGCUGGAGAUGGCCUUCGGGAAAAAGUUCAAGUCCAAGACUAAUAAGAAAGAGAAGGCUUGAGGGAGGUCCCAUUUUCCCCAAGUGUCGGACAAAUAUAUAGAAACCAGGGCGCCCAUCAACCCUCCGUUCCCCUUCGACCCGGACCAUCCUCUAAACACCUUCCUGUAACCCUCUCCGGCCUGACACCCUCCGGUGGCAGAAAACAACAACCAUCACGUCACCAUGUUGUCUCUGAACUCUUUUUUCCAGAAAUGUUUUGGUAGAUAUUAAAGGAUAUUAUGGGAUUAAUCAGCAGUGUCACUCAAAGCUUUCAGGGCAUGCAAAAGGUGAAAUUCUGUGCCUAUUUUUGCACUCUGAUGUUUGAUUUGUUACAGGCGUGGACAUUUGCUGUAGCUGUUUGGAUAAACUCAUGAAUCCUUUAAUAUCCCUUUAAGUGUCUAGAUCCUUAAAAAAGGGGGCUGGAGGCCUGGUUUUGAACAGGGGCACAUUGAAAUGGGACAGGAGACUUUUUUUGAAAUCGCUGUUACCAUUGAUGAGUUGAAUUAAUUUGAAUUAUUAUGCUGUAAAUGAGUUGUGCUGCCAUUACUGUUGUUCCCUAAAGUGUCUGAUGUUGUUUCGAGAUCGACAUACAAGAUAUUUUCUACCAAUUAUUCACAAAAGCCAAUGUCCCAUUUGAAUUUGAUAGACCUUAACAUUGUCUUGGUGACUCAGUGCUCAGAGGCUAUACAGAUCCUUCAGUAAUGGACAGUAGAUUUAUAAACCUGGUUACUGUGAGAUUUGUCGCUAUAUAGAGAAUAUAUUUAUUUGUGACGGACCUGGGAAAGAGUCAGAAGCCAUUCAAAUACAUUUUGCUGGAUAGUGUAACGUCUUGUCUAAAAAGGUUUCUGUAAAUGAAACUCUAAUGACACUUUACAUUGUUAAAUUAUCCAGCAAUAUACAAGCAAUCUCUGCAGAGCAUUCUGCCAGCUGGGAUUAGAAACUGAGUUAUUUACUGACAAUAGAUAUUCUAUGAACCCACUGUAAAAAAACAACAACCUACGAACACUGUGUUGUUUUAUUGAAUUGACUGUACUGUUAAUUAUAUACGAUAAUCUAAAAGAACCCAAACUGAGUAUUUGAUUGGACUUCUGUUACACUUUCUACCAAGUCUAGUUUGUUGAUUGUUUGUGUUUUUAUUUUUAUUUACUGGAGCUAAAUCAUGCAGUUUAUUACAAAAUGGUUGGUAAUGUUGACUUACUGUUGAUUAAAGGUUUCAUAUUAAAGCCUCAAUCCAGGUUUCAAUAACAGACAGUAGACGCCGAUUAAAAACACAGAAAACCUCUAAUGUCAUCACAGCUGUCAGAUUACCUAAAUCCAUCAAAGUUAUUCAAAAUAAAAAUACUUAAAAUGCUUGUUAUCUUUGUGAUGAGCUAACAACCUAACGUCUGAAAUAUGGUAUAACACUUUGAUACUGGAUGGAUCCUUUAAUGGUUCACAAUGAUGAUUUACGGUUCCAACUCCGACUACACAUCCACAUGCUGGUAAUGAUGAACUCUGCUGUGUAUUUUGCAACACUUUAAACAUUAACAGCAUAAUGAGAAAAAGGAGGUGUUAGCUGCUAUGUAACCAGGAACUUGAGCUAAUAUGUUGCUGUCUGAAAAUAAAUUUGCUCCAGUAAAAAUCCUUGGAAAACUGUCUGUUACAUUGUAAUGUCUCAAGGUGAAACAGGUCUGUAUUUUUUGGCUUAAAGAAAAUGGGUCCCCUAUUAUACUAUUUUUCAACAAUAUAAUAUAGGUCUCAGAUAUAUACAAAACAUGUCUCUGAAGUGUUUGGCUCGAAAUGCCAAACAGGUCAUGCAUUGUAGCAUCCCAUAAUCCCCUCUGUUUCAGCCCUGUUUCAAAAGUGCUGAUUCUGUGUCUGUAGCUUUAAAUGCUAAUGAGCUGCUGCUGCUGCUGGCCACGCCCCUCUGCUAGAUUAUUGGUUUAAAAACACAAUGGAGAUUCAAGUGAUAAGGUGGGCGGGUUUUACCUUGGUGUGUUAUUGGUUAAUGGUUGCACAACCCAACAAAACAUUGUGACAUCACAAAGUGGCCUAAAUCUGAUCAGCUCAUUUGUAGACUGGUUUUUAUAUAAAUUGAUCAGGACAAAAAGUGAGCGAAUCUUUUUUCCUGAAACUUUCAGAAUCUCUUUACACAGAGGGGACACAUGUUUACGUAUAAAAGACACGACAAAGGGGAUGUUGCAUAAUAGGUGACCUUUAAUGUUGCAGAAUCAAGGAAAAAUCUUAGCUGACCGUACCAUCCAGUUUCCUUGAUGUCAACAACUGUACCUGAUAUUGACAGCCUUUUUGAGGGUCAGAUAACCCUUUUAAUGUUAUUUAAUGUCACCGCUUUGUUACUCUUGUCAGUGCUGUGGGUGAUGUUCAACAAAUGGAAAUUAUAGAUGUAAACAUUUGUCCAACAGGUACAACUGAAUGCUAAAGGCAAAAGAGGACGUGGACUUGUGCUACUCUUCAAAAGUCCAGUGUCUUCUGAUAUUUUAGUGCUUGACUCUGUGUUACAUUAGAUAGUUCAUAUUUUUUGGUUGAAUGUUGUUUAAUAAAUAAAUAAAGCUUGAAAAUAUUUCGUUUUCUUGAACUGCCAAAGCAUUUGUGUGGACAUGUGCAGUGCUGUGCUAUUGACAACAGUGAUACUCACUGGAUAAAUGGAAUAAAUACACCAGGUCAGUUCAGUUGGGCUGCCGUCUCUCCCUAUGCUGCCCUCUUCAGACAAACAUUAGUGUUACACUUCUGUUAACUGCACAAAGGCAGUGGUCAAAUAUUCUGAAUGUUGAUCCAUUGAAAAUAAGUUGUAUCAACAUACACCAAGUUGUUGCUUGACAGCCAAAAUAAAACUGAAAGAUCU